UGCUAUUCACCGUAUUUGCAGGUCCUGUAUGAACUUAACCCCAAGGUGAUCCCACAUUCCUACUCCCCGCGUUUUUGUCUCACGUCGACGCUCUCCGGCGACGAAUCCUAGGGUUUCGAAUCGGAUACUCCCAAUUCGAUCGAUGCAAUCACCAAAUCUCUCUAUCUAUGCUCGUAAAUUUACCUCUUAGUUUACGAAUUUAGGUCGUUUGGAACCCAAAUUCGCGGUUCUUUUGGGGGAAAUGGGGUGCGAUAUUGGUGGGAUCGUUUGCUAUUUGUUCCCGAUUCUCGUAUCCUUACUCUUGAUUCGCGCGGCGUACGUGUGGUAUUCGACGGGGAAGCCCCGCCGAAGAGCGGAUUCUGAGAGUGUCAGAACCCUAAUUGUUCUUGGAUCAGGAGGUCACACUGCAGAGAUGCUUAGCAUUGUGAAUGUCCUUCUAAAAGACAGAUUUGCACCGAGAUUUUAUGUAGCAGCUGCAACUGAUAACAUGAGCCUUCAAAAAGCUCGAGUUUUGGAGGAUUCGUUGGUUCAGCACGGGGAGCCUAGUGAAGGAAAGAAGAUAGAAGCUUCCCAAUACAUGCAGAUAUAUCGCAGCCGUGAGGUGGGCCAAUCUUAUGUUACCUCUAUUGGGACAACUUUGGUUGCCAUUGCACAUGCAGUGUGGCUAGUUCUGAAAAUAAGGCCUGAAGUGAUCAUCUGCAACGGUCCUGGGACAUGCAUUCCUCUCUGUGUUUCUGCUUUCCUUUUCAAGAUUCUUGGUGUAAAAUGGUCAUGUAUUUUCUACGUCGAGAGCAUUGCACGAGUGAGGAAACUCUCUUUAAGCGGUUUGCUGCUCUACAAGCUACGAAUGGCUGAUCAGUUUGUUGUGCAGUGGCCCCAACUACAAAAGAAGUAUCCGAGGGCUCUCUAUGAAGGCCGGCUAAUGUAAAACUUCUUUGAUGUUGAGACUGAGUGUUUUGCUUGUUGUGGUGCACUUGGUUGACCAAAAGGGAGAUUCUACCCCUAACAAGAGGUGAGGAUAAAAACUCAAUAGUUUUGGACACUUCUAAUAUUAUCUUUUCAAUAGAGAAAUAGCUUUGACCGCAUUUUAAUAUGUUAAGAUUAUGUCCUUGUUCAGUGUACAGUCGUGUGACAUAAGACAUCCAUGUGAAGUUCCAAAAUAAGCAUGGAGUAUCUCACUGUAUCUAUCUUUGGACUACUCAAUAUUAACCAACUCAUGAACACAAUAUUAACCAACUCAUGUUCAUGUUAUGUUUGGUUGUUCAUGUUAUGUUAUGUUCAUGUUAUAUUCAUGUUCAUGUUAUGUUCAAUAUUAACCAACUCAUGUUCAUGUUAUGUUUGCUUGAUUGUACUGAUUCUUUAAUUGAUUCAGUGGUUGUUUCCAA
Ananas comosus (pineapple) is the source of this 1385-nucleotide messenger RNA. RefSeq names its product UDP-N-acetylglucosamine transferase subunit ALG14 homolog. NCBI's taxonomy places the organism in Eukaryota, Viridiplantae, Streptophyta, Magnoliopsida, Poales, Bromeliaceae. The transcript is spliced from 6 exons. Gene Ontology annotation, biological process: dolichol-linked oligosaccharide biosynthetic process. The record is from RefSeq and is a predicted model, not a curated record. Gene Ontology annotation, cellular component: UDP-N-acetylglucosamine transferase complex. Bases 242 to 928 code for a protein of 228 amino acids.